Molecule: messenger RNA, 603 nt
Organism: Nicotiana tabacum (common tobacco)
Lineage: Eukaryota; Viridiplantae; Streptophyta; Magnoliopsida; Solanales; Solanaceae
Source: RefSeq, a predicted model, not a curated record
AUGCCUGAGACCGAGCAGGAAAUUUCUCCCAGUUUACUCAAACUAUGGGUCCUAUACACCGAUGGCGCUUCCAACACAUCAGGAUCUGGACUGGGACUCGUACUCGAGGUCCCAACAAGCGAAGUUAUUCGCCAGUCUAUAUGGUGCCCUGAUAUGACUAACAAUGAGGCUGAGUAUGAGGCCAUAAUUGCAGGACUAAGGCUAGCUCUUAAAUACGGAGCACGACGAGUCGUCAUACGAUGCGACUCGCAACUCGUUGUUAACCAAGUCACAGGGACUUUUCAAAUCAAAGAGCAGAGGCUACAAAAUACCAGGAGGGAGUACUCUCAUCAGACAAAAGGAAGCCAAAACGCUUCGAAUGCAGCCGACCAGAAGCAAGUGCAUUCGCCUAGGUAUGCGAACAGGAAGUUAUCACAUUCAUAUGGAGGAACAUCAAAUGUCGCAUCGGUAUCCCCAAAGAAAUUAGCUAUGACAAUGGACCCCAAUUCAUCAGGAAAAAGACCGCUGAAUUCUUCGAGAAAUGGCACAUCAAGCAAAUACUAUCCACGCCAUAUCACCCUGCAGGCAAUGGCCAAGCCGAAUCCUCCAACUAAACAAUUCUAA